AUGGCAGCCCCACAGCCCACCAGCAGGUCUGCGUGUGAGAGCGAGCGGCUGGAGCUGGGGCCUAUUUGCAAACUCAGAGGCUUGGAAACUCUGCUCCCCAUCCUCGACUGCCUCCUUGCCCACACUAACGUGCCUCUCGUUCCCCACAGCUCGGACUGGGUGGAGAUCAUUGAGCCCCGCUCCCAGGAGCGGAUGUACGUCAACCUGACCACAGGGGAGUGUGGCUGGGAGCCCCCCCCCAACCUGAAGGUGCGCCAGUCGGACCAGAAGCAGUGGUGGGAGCUCUUCGACCACAACAACAACCGCUUCUACUAUUACAAUGCCAUCACGCGGCAGACGGUGUGGCACCGGCCCCAGGGCUGCGACAUCGUGCCCCUGGCACAGCUCCAGGCCAUGAAGCACAGCUCCCAGCCCGACUGCCGGGGCCGGCAGCACCGGGGCAGCAGCGGCAGCGAAGGCAGGAGCACCCCCAUCCCUACAGCCCUGCUGCAGGAGAUGGAGAGGAGCAAAGGGGACUGUGCCACCGACAAGAGGCCGGACACGGGCAGGGAGACUCCUACCCACUGGCAGCCUCUGCCAGGUACAAAAGCAGCCAUGUUGGUCAAAGUGAACAGUUUAAAGCAGGUCCCGGGCUCUUCAAACAGUUCCCUUCAUCUGCAGUGCGCUCCGGAGACCAACAGCCAGAAAUCUCUUCCAAAACCAGCCAUUUAUGCUCAGCCUCAAUCCGUGUCCCAGAGCCCUGGAGCCACAAAGCAAACACCUCCCGGAGAAGGAAAGCAGUCUAUGCAAAUCAAAAAGACGGAGAACGGCGGGUUUUGCCUUGUGCUGAUGAAUGGUCCAGCUUCUCAGACUCCUCCAAGGAGCCAGACAGGAACCCCCCAGCCUGCCUCCCCCAAGUACGCCUCCCCUGCACCUAUAUACGAUGAGCCGUCUUUGGAGUCUCCAAUUUACGACGAGCCGCCAGUAGAUAUGGACACUGAGAGCAUCGGUGUGAGUGGGAUGUCUCCACCAAGGUCACCAAGCAAUAGCUUAAAGAAACAGCUGCAACCAACCAAACUAUUACAGCAUCCAAGUGUGCAGCAGCAACAAGCUGCAAAGAAACAUGCAAGAAAUCCUUCUUCCACUGAGUACAGCCCAGCUGGCAGAGAAUACAUCAAACACAUGGUCAAUGUUGACCAGUCUUCCAAAGUCUCCCACUCGGCCACUGCAACAGCUGAUGGCUCUACUAAACUGCCUGGUCAGCUGGCAUCAAAGGACAGCUUCAAGCAGUCUUGGAGGAUCUUGGAAGCCAACGUUCUCAAGAGCAUAGAAGCCCACCACAGUCGGCAGAACAGCCUUCAGACUCAAGAGUACCCAACUGCUAUAAGCCAUCAGGAUUCCGGUUAUUCGACCGGCCCUUCUCCAAGCUUGAGAAAAAGGAAAGGAAGGAGGCAGGGCGCAGGCCAGGGGCGGCCCGGCUCUGUGGGCAGCAGCAGCGAGCUCACGGCUCUGAAUGACAAGCUGAUCGCUGAGAUGCGUGCUGUGGUGGGCAGGUCAGCAGCCUGCCGGGGAAGCAAAGCCAGCCUUGAUGCUCAAAGUCUGGAGAGCGGCAUCCCUGCAGAGAGCGGCAAAGUCCGAUUCCAGUCCGACCACCUGAAAAAGUGCAUCAACCGGAGCUCGAGGGAUGACAUCUCGGCCAGUAGUAGGUCUCUGUACAGACAGGGCCUGGAGAGCAGGGGCAGCUUCCCCAGCGACAUGGCUGCUCUGCAGGACACAGUGCGGCAGAAGAGGACUUUUGAGAAAGUAGAUUCUUUAGAAAAGAAUGUGACCAGCCGGACCAGCUUGGCUUCGUCAGGUGCCACGCGGCGCUCCUCCCAGCCCGGAGCAAUAGAGUUGGACCCCAAGCAGGAGAGCAGCGGGCAGCCUGGCAGCUGUAUGGGAUACCACUUCUCUUACAACACCCUGCGGAAGCCCAUCUCCCAGAGCAGCAUGGCAGACUGGGCUUCUAAAAACCUGAACAUGCACACUCAGGGCAUCUUCCGCCGCAGGAUCUCCAUCUCCAACAUGCUGUCGUGGAACGGCGGCUCUAUCAAAAAGCCAAUGCUCAUCACAAGCAGCCGCACCAUCAAGAAAGAGGCGUGUGAGAUGUUCAAACUGGUGCAGAGCUACAUGGGAGAUCGCCAGACUCGCAUGGACCGCAAUCACGUGGCGCUGGUCACGGUCACCAAGUGCUGGAGCAUGCAAGGCUUACGGGACGAGCUGUACAUACAGCUGAUCCGGCAGACAACAGAUAACACCUGCUACCGAAGCCUGGCGUGGGGCUGGGAACUGAUGGCCAUCAGUUUGGCCUUUUUCUCCCCAUCGCCCAAAUUCCAGUCCUAUCUGGAAGGUUACAUCUAUCGCCACCUGGACAGUGAUGAAAACAUUGCGCAGCGUAUCAAGGAGCUUGUGGAUCUGAAGAACAAGAAGAAUUCAAAAUCCAGGAAAAAGAGGAAACAAAACACCGAGGAGGAAGGUCUGCCCAUCAGCACGUAUGCCAAAUACUGCUACCGCAAACUCCAGAAAGUAGCCGUCACUGGGGGCAAGAAGGGCCUCCGCAAGCCGACAGUGGAGGAGAUCACACAUGCCAGAAACGCCAUCGUGACGCCGUCGCUGUUUGGCAGCUCUCUGGAGGAGAUCAUGCUGCGGCAGCAGGACAUGUACCCGGGCCACAAGCUGCCCUGGGUGCAGACGCAGCUGUCGCAGCAGGUCCUGGCUCUGGGAGGAGAACAGACUGAAGGGAUUUUCAGGAUACCCGGAGACAUAGAUGAAGUCAAUGCACUGAAGUUGCAGGUGGAUCAGUGGAGAAUUCCAAGUGGCCUCAGUGACCCCAACAUCCCAGCCUCUCUCCUCAAGCUAUGGUAUCGGGAGCUGGAGGAGCCCGUGAUCCCCCAGGAGUUCUACAAAGAGUGUAUCAGCAACUAUGAGAACCCUGAUGCUGCUGUGGCCGUGGUGCAGCUUUUGCCGGAGCUCAACAAACUGGUGCUGUGUUACCUCAUACACUUCCUGCAGAUCUUUGCUCAGCCAUCAAAUGUGGGCAGAACAAAGAUGGAUGUGAACAACCUGGCCAUGGUGAUGGCCCCCAACUGCCUGCGCUGUCAGUCUGACGACCCUCGCAUUAUCUUUGAGAACACACGCAAGGAAAUGUCCUUUCUUCGCAUGCUGAUAGUGCACUUAGACACAAGCUUCAUCAAAGGGCUGGUCUGAGGAGCUGGCCCUGGGGUCCAGGACGUUGCUCUGGGGAGUUGUUGGGUGCCUGAAGUCUUCUCCCCUCCAUUUAUACUUUUUCUGUUGUCCUUGCUGUUAUCACACUCUGGGUUAGCCCCCAAACAUCUCCCAACUUAAGACCUCAAAGACAAGGACUAGACAAUCCUGGAAGGCAUGGGAUGUUAAGCAAUAGGACCUGGAAGUCCUUGGACAUACCAGCCCAGAUGCGGUGGUUCUUGGCCUUCUUGGGUGUGUCAGAGGGGGAAUGGCCUCCUUGGAGCUGCAGGACUGGCUGUUCAUUGAAGGAGCUGUGACAUCCAUGAGACACUGCACCCUGGGACAGUGAGACUCUCCAUCUCCGUUCUGAAGGCAGAGUUGGCUUCAGGUAGGAGGACAUUGCCCCUGCAUUGUGACACGAGUGUUUCCCUCUGGUCCUGGUGGAAACACCGCCUCUCUGGGGAUAAUUUCAUUGCCAUGGAGCCAGCCUAGUCCACCUCUGCAGACUUGUUUGAAGGUGUAAGGGUUGUUCUGGUACCCCACAAUGCUGUUGGUAGAGGGAUGUGAAGGUGCAGGGGAUUUUCACUGAGGCAGAGGCAUUCCCUGGGCUGCCAAGGUCAGUGGAAGCAUAUUGCAGACCUGGAAGAGGAGAUGCCUGAGCUGCUGCUGCUGGGUGGCCAGAGGGAGAUCCUGGGAGCUCUGGCAGGCUGGCUCAGCACAAUAUCCACCUCACCCUCUCCUUUAGGCAGCUUAAAAGCUGCACAGCACAUGAGAUCAGCUUCGGGGCCAGCCCAGUGCUGAGCUAAACCAGCAGCAUUCACACUGUGGGGCCCGGGGACAAAAGGAAGAUUCAAUAACCUCCUUGGUAUCCCUCAGUGUGGGCUUUGUCCUCUGGGAAGGUAACCCCAACAGCUUCGCAGCUCCUUUCAGCCAGCCCUCAUUGCAUAUGCUGCACAAGCCAAUACCAGUUUUCCUGAAGAGCAGCUGAGAACCAGAGGUGCUCAGAGCACCCACAGCACCUCCUUUUCUGAGCACCAGAUGCUCUGUCCUCCCCCAUGUUCAGCCAGGUCUAAAGACAGGAGGGAAGACCACUGCAGGUGAGAAUUGCCCCUGUGCUGAGAUGCUCUUCCAUGCAGAGUCAGCAGCACUGUGAAAUGCUGAUUCUGCUGGGUGUCAGCUGUGGUAGCUGUGUUCUCCCCACCAAACCCCUACUGGAGUUGCAGAGGACUUAAAGAGAAGGUGAAGAGAGAGAAGAGAAGAGUGGAAGCAGGCUGAGCAGCUGCAGUGUGGUGGAGCCUGCAUGGGGCAGUGCAGGCAGGCAGCUCAGUGUCCUCUCUGCUGCAGUUGAACCCCUGCAACUUUCUGUGUGCCAACAAGAAGUGAGGCACUGCAGGGGCACCAUCUUUCAGAGGCAGCACAUAAAUUUUCCCGCAGCCUCCAGAUACUGUUGCAUACUUAUUAGCAAACAGUAGUUUCUAAUUCUGUGACAUUCUGGCAUUCUCCUUUUUCUUUGAAGUGUUUUUCCUGCUGGAGGCAGGUCUGCUGCAAAAGCUGUGUGCUGGUGUUGUUCAUGCAGUGCUACAUCUGCUGGUAGCAUCCAUGGUUGCAUUUGCAUUUCUGCAACCCCUUCCCUUCAUGCAGGGACCUGAGAGCCCCCCUGUGUUGCAGAACCAAGUGGGGAGCCCAGCAGGGAGGUUUCACAUUGAUGUCUGAGUCUGAGCCAAGCAUUUGGGCACAAGGUACCAUGUGCAGGGAGUUCCCUGAGCCUAUUUGAACUUCUCUGAGUAGGGUUUCCAGAGCACAGCUCUGCUCAGAGACCUCCACAGUGGCAGUUCAGUUUGUGCCUAUGUUAGCCGAGGGUCAUGGUCCCCCUUGUACCCCGUGCUUCUGUGAUCCAGGAAACCUUGUUCCCUUGUCAGGACUGGGCCUGCAAACCCCACAGCUGUGCGAGGAUCUGCUUUACACUCUCAUCCUUCACAGUGCUUGCAAGCAAUUCAGCUCUAUUUGGCCUCAAAAAUGCCAGCCUCCUUGUGCUUCGGAUGUGUGGCCGCAUUCCCAGAAAUGCAGGCAGGUGGUUACCAGCUCUGCUGUGUUCUGCCAAAAUUUCAAUCACUGAACAGGCUCAGGGUGUGCAUCUCAGCCUCCAUAAGGGGCUGGGCCAGCUGCCUGCUGCCUGCCCCUUCUCUGGGCUGCAGACACACUGCCUGCAGCCAGCCACCACCCCGGCCAUCCAUGCUAUCCCUUGCACUUAGCUGUAGCAGGCAAUCAGAGCAUAGGCAUUUGCUGCUAUUACAUAUAAAUGCUUCUUGCCAGGGCUGUAAAAUAGGCUAAUAAAUUACACUGGAUAUUACUUUCUUUGCUGACAGAUUUGUAAAUACGAAUCAGUAAAGCAGCCUCUCCUCUGUUAUAAUAAUAAAUACGAUCUCCAUGUUUG
Meleagris gallopavo (turkey) is the source of this 5656-nucleotide messenger RNA. Lineage: Eukaryota; Metazoa; Chordata; Aves; Galliformes; Phasianidae. The record is from RefSeq and is a predicted model, not a curated record.